Messenger RNA from Lytechinus pictus (painted urchin), 3373 nucleotides. Its product is annotated as potassium/sodium hyperpolarization-activated cyclic nucleotide-gated channel 4-like. Lineage: Eukaryota; Metazoa; Echinodermata; Echinoidea; Temnopleuroida; Toxopneustidae. The coding region runs from base 296 to 2197 and encodes 633 amino acids. Gene Ontology annotation, molecular function: voltage-gated potassium channel activity. Gene Ontology annotation, biological process: potassium ion transmembrane transport; regulation of membrane depolarization; sodium ion transmembrane transport. The transcript is spliced from 12 exons. The record is from RefSeq and is a predicted model, not a curated record. Gene Ontology annotation, cellular component: HCN channel complex; membrane.
AUAGCAUACAAGUCCAAGGCGAGGAAGCAUCAACAUUCUGAAAAAGGGAGGAAUAGAAUAAAGCAAACAGAAUUGCCUGAACCCCAUUUGAGGGGAUGCGUUAAAGCUUUCACAACAAAACAAUUUAAAGUAGGACAGGUAAUAUAGACUCAAGGAUUGAGUCAUGUAAGAUGUAACGCAAAACUUUUCAUCAAAUCCCACUUAAGGGAGAACAAGACUCCUAAUUUGGAAGAGAAAAUUUAUCAGCAAGAUUUAAUAAAAGCGUGCGGGGAAAGGGAACAAAAGAUAAUCGGUGAUGGCCAAUAAAGUGACGCCGGAUACUCACGGUGAGUUUGUUAAAGUAAAGAAGCCAGACCCAUCGUCGAAAAUAUCAGCGCUUCGGAAGCAUUAUGACGACAGGAAAUUAUCACUUGCGAAGGGCAGACGAGCAAGUCUUCCUUCAGUGAUGGCAAACAGUCAAGUUAGUCGUGAAGACAGCCUGGUCAUCGACCUCAAGAACUCAGCACGGGCAGGUCGCCGGAAUUCGCUGCCCACCAAGGAGUCCUUGUUCCUCGCAUCAGGGAGUGAUUUCGUAAAGAAGAUUUACCGCAGCGAAAAGGCGCUUAAAGAUGAGCAGAAGCGACAGCAGAACAUACGACGUUUUGUCAUUCAUCCUUUCAGCAAUUUCAGAUGGUAUUGGGAUCUAUUCAUGGUCUUUCUCCUACUCGUGACGCUGGUCCUCCUCCCCGUCAACGUCGCUUUCUUCAGCGACGACAUCACCAUGUACUGGGUCACCAUUAACUGCAUCUCCGACACUCUGUUUAUGGUCGACAUCACGCUCAACUUCUUCACCGGGGUCGUGGAGAACGCAGAGGAUACGGUGAUCUUAGACCGAAAAAAGAUCAUUAUCCGCUAUCUUCGUGGUUGGUUUCUUCUCGAUCUGAUAUCAUCAUUCCCGUUUGACUAUAUCUAUCUAUUCCUGAAGAAUGUAGACUUUAGGUCCCAUACUGCCCUUGCUUUAAGAAUUCUAAGAUUGACCAAAGUUCUGAGUUUGCUACGAUUGCUGCGAUUGUCUAGGCUGUUGAGAUAUAUCCAUCGUCUUGAAGAGCUACUAAACGUGGAGACUGCAGUGAUUAGGAUCGUUCAUCUUGUCUUUGUCAUGCUGCUUCUGAUGCACUGGAACGGUUGUAUCCAGUUCCUAGUCCCGUUCUUCCAGAACUUUCCACCGGACUGCUGGGUAGUUAUCAACGGUCUUGAGAACGCGGACAAAAUUGAGCAGUACUCAUGGUCAUUCUUUAAAGCGAUCUGUCACAUGAUCAGUAUCGGGUUCGGUCGUUUCCCGCCAAUGAACGUAACAGAGAUGUGGAUGACCACGUUCAGCAUCAUGCUCGGUGCAACAUUCUAUGCCCUCUUCAUCGGUACCAUGUCAUCGCUUCUCCUCGCCGUGGAUGCUUCUGGACGACUCUACAACGAGAGGCUGAAUCAAGUCAAGGAAUAUCUCCGAUAUCGUAAGGUUCCAAUGAAGACACAACGUCGGGUAUUGAGCUAUUACGAACACAGAUAUCAAAGAAAAUAUUUUAAUGAGAAGACGAUCCUACAAGAACAGUCACAUCCGAUACGAAGGGAAAUUUUACAGCACCACUUCAACAACUUCAUAACAAAGGUUAAUUUCCUCAAUGAGGCUGACCCUGAUUUCGCUUAUGAUGUCAUUGAGAAGCUGAGCUUCGAGGUAUUUCUUGAAGGUGACGUCAUAAUCAAGGCAGGUAGCUUGGGCGGGGCCAUGUACUUCAUCGAACAUGGCACAGUGGAAGUCUGGGUGGACGACCGAGUGGUUAACCGUCUCAGCGAUGGAGAUCAUUUUGGCGAGAUAUCACUGUUGAUUGAUGAGCGUCGAGUAGCCUCCAUCGUUGCAGCCACAACAUGUGAUGUAUUCUGCCUCUGUAGAGAAGACUUCAGCAAAGUUUUGAAGGAAUACCCCGAGAUGGGAGCUCGUAUGGCUGAGAUUGCCCAAGAACGGCUGAAUACCAUUGACUCUACACUUGAUACAGUAGCCGAGGAAGCAACAGGGAGUGAGAGUGAGACACCAAACGACAAUAACAACCAUGCUGGUCAAAAUGACAAAAAAGCCAAGAAGAAUGACUCCGCCACCCCUCAGAAGAAGGACAACAAACAAAAGAUUAAUGACUGGCUCAAAGAGAACUUUGCCCAGAAACUAUAAAAAUAUAAAUUUCUAUCACCCCAGAUGCCCUUAAAGAACUGUGUAAUGUAAUAUUUGGGGGGAGGAUUGAGCAGAUUAAUUCACCUUAUUAAUGAUGAAAUAUAAGAUAAUGGGGAAAAUAAAACAUCUUCCCAGAGAUACAUUGGCAUCAUAUGGGGUUCUGCUAAGAUAAACAGAUUGAAACAAAAGUUUCAAUAUUUUGAAGAAUAUGGAAAAGAUAUUUUGUAAACUGGAUUAAGUGUGUCAGGAAGGGCAAUUUCAAGCUUGUUAUCAAGCAUCGGUAAUCAUCAUACUUCAUGCAUAAUGUCUCAGUUCAGAUUGAUAGUACUCGAACAAAAAUAAUGAACAGUGCAAUAUAUAGUAUCAUUUAGAAACUUUUAUUAGAUUCAGAGACACAAUCCAUCCAGUAUACUUUAGUUUUUGAAUGCACAAUUUAGCAUAGCCUCUCUUCAGACUAUCCAAUACAUAAUGCAGAGACUGAAAUGUCAGCUCACUGCAAAGUUUUCAGACAUUUCUUUUUUUGUACAAUUAUAUCAUUAUUUACAGAUGUUCAAACAAACCCUGGCUUCAUCAGUGUUGAUUACCAGAAUAAAAUGCUCCAAUAAAUUUAUAGGUUAUAUUAUGAACCUUAAACCUCAAUUCUAUGAUUCUACACAGAGUUUAUUUCUUGUUGAAUGGUUUGAGAUUAUACACCAUUAUUAUAAUUCAAUGGAAAUAUGAAAACGUUUUAAGUGAAUGAUGCAUUGGGCAGAUAUGUCUUAUCUCUGCUUUCAUAUUCGCAAUUUGUUAUGUAAUGCAAAAUAAUACUGGAGUCUUCUACGUAACAGUAGACAAACGGCCAACAAAGCUUGAGCUCUGGGGCUAUAUUUCAUGAACCUGUUUCGGGUAUUAUUUUGUAGCCAUCCAAUUCAAAUGCAUGCUUACUGUAGCAAAUUUCUAUAGGUUGUCAAAAAAGUAUUGCUGCUGACACUUGCAUGUUUGGUUCCUGCAUUGACACAAUUUGAUCAUGCAAAUUCAUGACGAUGCAAAGUGCGUCAGUGAUUAGUCCCAACUAGUUUAUUUGGGUCAUGAUAUCAGAAGUUUGUUAUAGCCAAACCGUGCAUGUAUAUGUUUUUUAGCUGAACAAUUAUGAACUAUCCGUACCAUGGCACGAUUUGGCCCAACAAAGUUGUUCAC